CUUCUCUAUCACAUUCUUUUUCUCCCACCCACUCUUUGAUCAAGUGUGUAAAAACAACCUUCAAGCAUCCUUUUUAUUUUUUUAAGCAGAGUACAUACAAUGGCACCUAUCCGAAUCUUCUUUCUCGGGGCUACCGGUUAUAUCGGAUCCUCUAUUAUUGAUUUGCUUCAUCAAAAGAAAACGAUCGGCACCAAGUAUGCGCUUCAUGCCCUUGUUCGAUCUCAAGAAAAGGCUGAUCGUCUUCGUUCACUCGGCAUUGAGCCUGUUUUAGGUUCGUUGGACGACAGUAACCUCCUAGAGCAAGAAGCAUCGAAAGCAGAUGUGGUCCUUGCCGCUGCGGAUGCUGACCAUCUCCCUUCGGCCAAGGCCGUCAUCAAGGGUCUAUUGCACCGACCUCGUGCCCAUGCUGACAGUCGUAAGCGCCCCAUAUUGAUUCAUACCAGCGGUACAGGUGUCCUCCUAGAUGGUGCAUACGGUAAAUUCGGAAGCGACACCAUUUACUAUGACAAUGAUGUAGCUCAGCUCUCAACGUUGAAACCAACACAACCCCAUCGAAAUGUGGACCUGGAGGUGAUUUCCCCUCAGUUGGUUGGCAAAGUAGACACUUACAUUGUUGCACCGCCAACGAUCUGGGGCUUCGGUGCUGGACCUGGUAACCAUAACUCGAUUCAAGUGCCUCUGCAUGUGAGCGCCUCACUCAAGAGCCAACAGGCUCUCCAAAUUGGACAGGGAUUGAACUAUUGGUCAAAGGUUCAUGUGGCAGACCUGGCUCAUUUCUACGUUUCAUUGUUGGAGCGUGCACUUCAAGAGCCUCAAGAUGAAGAAGAAGAAAGACAAGCUGCUUCUGAUCAAGAUCGAACACCUUUGCCCAAGAAUGAAGAUGCUUAUUAUUUUGUGCAAGAAGGAGAAGAUUUCACUUGGGGAGAAGUUGCAAGGGAGAUUGCAAAGGCCUUGAAAGAAUUGGGGGUGAAUGAUUCUGGAGAGGUACAAGCAACUAAUCCAGAGGAGGAACAGACUUAUUGGCCAGAGAACUCUGGGAGCUUAUUGGGUGGUAAUUCGAGAUCAAGAGCUGCGAAGGGCAAAGAGAUUUUGGGCUGGGAACCCAAGCACAGGGAGUUUAAGGAAUAUAUUGCGGAUGAGGUGCGUCGCCAAUAUAAUCUUCAAAAGCAGUAAAAAAACUAAAACACUGAAUCCGUAUGAAUAAAUAAAAUUCAAA
This is a messenger RNA of Lobosporangium transversale, 1216 nucleotides long. RefSeq lists its product as hypothetical. The transcript has a single exon. Lineage: Eukaryota; Fungi; Mortierellomycota; Mortierellomycetes; Mortierellales; Mortierellaceae. The record is from RefSeq and is a predicted model, not a curated record. Bases 100 to 1173 code for a protein of 357 amino acids.